AUGGCUUUCAUGGAGACUUUGUUAUCUCUAAUCUUUCUCCUCUCAAGUUCAUUACUGCUACAUUCUGUUGCUGUUCAUGAAAGUCCUGAGUCCAUCACUCUAAGCCUCAUUCACCCAUUCUCUAUCCACUCACCAUUCUAUCCAGGGAAGAACGUAACAGAUGUGGAGAAGAUUAAUCUACUUAUUAAAGCCACAGAAGCCCAUAUGCAGCAUCUAUUCCCAACCACAACAAUGAGACGACAAGGAAGCCAAAACGGUAGCAGUGAAAUUGACGACAUAGGAGCACUUGUCGGAUUUAAUGGUGCCUAUUAUCUAGCCAUUGUGGGUAUAGGUUCAUUUCCACCAGUUCCUGGCCCAAAGUUUAAGACUUAUUCCUUGGUAAUGGACACUGGAAGCGUCAUGACAUGGGUGCAAUGUGAAGGUUGUGAUCCUUGCUUACCCCUAUUGCAACCCAAUUUCCCAUACAGACGAUCUCAGAGUUAUAGUUCUAUUCCUUGUGGUCACAAAGACUGUCCAACUCCAGAACGGGAUUGCCAUGGACAGUCUUGUGGAUUCAAAGUACGCUAUGGGGAUAUUAACCGUGGACCCAUAACGAGGGGAACCAUUGUAAGAGAGACCUUAGCCUUCACUUCUGAUAUAUCUAGAGGAGCUAUAGUCUCUUAUAGCAAUUCAUUCUUGGGUUGUGGCUUACAUAGCUCCAACUAUGGGUUUCCAACACAGAGUACUGUUGCUGGGAUUUUGGGCUUAGGGCCUGGAGGCUAUGGAACAAAACCCAUAUGGAAGCAAGUAGCCAAAAAACGCUUCUCUUAUUGCUUAUUUAUCUCUGAACAUGCCAGUUCAAAGUUAUAUAUUGGAGGUGAAAGGAUGGUAGGACCACAAGUUGUGUCUACACCAUUGGUGGGAGGAUCUAACCCAACACUCUACUAUGUGGACUUGCAUGAUAUUAGCAUUGCAGGAAUUCGCCUUGGACUACAGAGAUCAGCCCUCUCUGGUGGUUGCGCCAUAGAUACAGGAGCUCCAAUGACUUCACUAGUUGCUAAUAUUUAUGCACUUGUGAGAGCUAGUUUUGUUCGAUACUUUGCACAGUAUGGUAUUCAACCAUAUGGUAGUCGAGGUAGACCAAGCAAUUUGCCUGAUUUAGAUCUUUGUUUCCCAAAGCCACCUAGUUUUAAUAGGUUUCCAACUAUGACUUUCCAUUUCAGAGAAGCUGAUCUUGUUGUGCAGCCCACCGGUAUAUUUUCAAUGGGGACAAAUUAUAUUUGUGUUACAAUUAAACCAGCCACUGAAACAUUGAUUGGAGCGCAUCAGCAAACGCAACACAGGUUCUUCAUUGAUUUUGAGUUGGGAAAUAGAGUCUUCUUUGCUCCUGAGAAUUGUGGAGCUACUACUUAA
Messenger RNA from Macadamia integrifolia, 1392 nucleotides. RefSeq names its product aspartic proteinase nepenthesin-1-like. The record is from RefSeq and is a predicted model, not a curated record. Lineage: Eukaryota; Viridiplantae; Streptophyta; Magnoliopsida; Proteales; Proteaceae. Gene Ontology annotation, cellular component: extracellular region. Bases 1 to 1392 code for a protein of 463 amino acids. The transcript has a single exon.